Messenger RNA from Penicillium daleae, 1557 nucleotides. RefSeq lists its product as uncharacterized. NCBI's taxonomy places the organism in Eukaryota, Fungi, Ascomycota, Eurotiomycetes, Eurotiales, Aspergillaceae. The coding region runs from base 1 to 1557 and encodes 518 amino acids. The transcript has a single exon. The record is from RefSeq and is a predicted model, not a curated record.
AUGUCGUCGAACCAAUCUCCUCAGAUUCCCACUCCCAAGGGCGUUCGGAAUAACAACAACGCCAACAACAACAACAACCAUCGAAGACCGUCGAAGAAGAUGACUACCUCGCAUACACAGAACCCUGCUUUGCUGAGCACCCCGCCAUCUUCGCCGCCGCGCAACAUGAGUCCGGCUGGAGUCAUGACCGAUUCAUCGGUGAAUGUCCAAACAAAGAAAAAGCCUCCACGUUCGGGCAAGAAACCCCAGCCUCGUAAUGGCAAUGGAGUUUCGCCUGCCCCGCAUCAAAAUGGUCACCGACACACCAAUUCGCAGCCCGGCGUGGCGACUCCUGCCAAGGACAGCGCGGUGGCCUAUGCAGGCCCAACCUUCCAUGCCUCACCCGCCCCGUCGGCAUUGCCCAUUCCGAGCUUCUUCUCCAAAUCCUUCCCUGAAUCCGAUCUUGCGCCGACUCUGGAGACCGACAGUGACAAUGCGGAGAUGGAACCCGAUCUUGAAACCACUCCGUCCAAGCCGCGAUCAGCUCGCCCGCAGACUGUGGCCGCCACUCAGACAUCGGCGCAAGCCUCACCUCUUGAUUUCCUCUUCAAGGCUGCUGUACAGGCCCGUAGUUCCAAUACGAUGAGCAGCCCCGAGGCCUCCACCCGAGUGCGCUCGCCGCAGACCGAUUCCAAAGUCCUGCGUUCAAAUCCCAAUCACACACCCGGAGGGAUGUUCCCCAUGGAUCUGGAAACCGAGCGUGCUCGGGCUUCACCAAUCGGUCCUUCAUUUGCUCCCUCGUACCAAGAUCGCAUGAACGCGCUGCGAUCUUCCAGUUCCCCGUCUCAGUCUCCUAGCCCCGUUCUAGGUACUACUACUGAAGACCAGAACCGCCUAAAGACUGAGCAGCUGAAGUACAUGUUGCUGAACCCACGCCCUCAGGACCCACCCUCCUCGUCAACCUCUCCCCCAGCUCAGACUCAGCCGGGCAACUACGAGGCUCCUUACCCUCCUCGACCCAAUAUCAACUCGACCAUUCCUCAUUACGCAACUCCCAUGCGCACGUCCUCGGGUCCUCCAGCUGUUUUAUCACAAGGUUAUCCUCCUGUCGGCCUACCACAGCCAGGGCAUACCGACAACAACCAUCAUAACAACGAUGGCCGUCCUUCGUACCCUUACACCCAUGCCAAUGGCUCCCAGCCGUUCCGGAACACAAACUCGCCUCUGAGACGCGAAGUCCCUGGAACCAAUGGUUACACCAACGGCUACAGUAACGGAUACUACAGUAAUCGUCACUCUUCUGGUCAGUCGUCGCCUGCGCCGCCCUACGGAAACCCUCACUAUGCGGCGACUGCCCCCGCCCCUGUGCCGCACCAGCCCAGCGUCGUUUCGCCACAGCCUCAGUACACCCAGGCAGCGUUUGCCCUGCCAACCAAUUCUCCAUCUCCAUCAACUUCAAAGUCGAUCGACACCAAGAAGAUGGAGGAUGACUUACGGCGAAUCUUGAAGCUGGAUGCGACCCAAGCUUCAGGGCCAGGCCUUCCCUCUAGUGGCAUGCAGAGCUCAUUUGCUGCUUAG